UCAGUACCAGCAGCCUUGCACGUACAAGUACUCAUCAUGAUCAGUACCAGUAGCCGUGCACGUACAAGUACUCAUCAUGAUACCAGUAGCCUUGCAUGUACAAGUACUCAUCAUGAUCAGUACCAGUAGCCGUGCACGUACAAGUACUCAUCAUGAUCAGUACCAGUAGCCUUGCAUGUACAAGUACUCACCAUUCAUAUACGUGGCCAUUCUCCAAACUCGCCUCGACAGCCUCCAGUGCUCCUUCCUCUCAGGCACAACCAACACACCUCAAACACACUCGUGGUCAGCGGGAACGAUCCAAGGUUACUGUUGUGUUCAAGCAAAGCGAGGAAAGAGUGGCGUGGAGACUGGCACUGAGUCCUUGUUUAUAUCGUUGAGAUCUCUAUACAUGUCCUUCUGCGUGUGCGGGGUGGAAGGUUCGGGACCCAGAUACA
Didymella exigua CBS 183.55 is the source of this 437-nucleotide messenger RNA. RefSeq lists its product as uncharacterized. The coding region runs from base 153 to 380 and encodes 75 amino acids. The transcript has 2 exons. NCBI's taxonomy places the organism in Eukaryota, Fungi, Ascomycota, Dothideomycetes, Pleosporales, Didymellaceae. The record is from RefSeq and is a predicted model, not a curated record.